AUCACGAAAAGUGAAAAAGCGAUUUGUGUCCCACUCGAUUUGUACACAAAGCAGUGAUUGAAGCUGUAGAAACUCAUUUUUAGCCACGAGAACACCGGUCAAGGCGAUUGAUAGGUAAAUAGAGAUACCCAUUCUACAUCAUCAGAAUCAAGAAUUCACACCACCUCCCCUUCCCCCCUGUAAACAAAACUCACCCAAGCUUCAAGGGCAUCCAGACAUUUGAUCAUGUGACAAUACUGUUGAACUAACCUGGGGGAUUGUGGGUAAUUCAUAUUGUUCUACAGACUGGCCUGGAAGUGUUGCAGCCCUCAAAAUGCUGAUGCGCCCCUUUAAGGAGAGCAGGAUAGCGUGAACGAACAAGGAGGGGAUGAAGAUAACGAGAAAGAAGAUGGCCGUUAUUCGUCUCCACCGUAAGGUCGUCUAUGCGGCCAUUCUUCUCUUGCUCGUCCCGUGCCUGGUGCUCCUCUACUACAGCACUUCAGAACACGGCGAAGCAUCAAGAGAGAGCAAGAACCUGCUUGGGUUCAACAGUCGAGAAGCCAUCUUAGCAGACAGGGUCAAAGAGAUGGAGCAUGAGAACCAGAUGCUACGCAGGCAGCUCAGUAUUUCCCAGAGUCAACUGCAGCAGACGUAUGAGACGUACCAGCAGGUCUUGGUCGAGAAUAACAAUGUUUCAGGCGACUCUGGCCCUCUAGAGAUGAACCGAUCUCUGCCGGUCAAUUGCGUCAAUGCAGAUCCAAUCCCAAAGUGUGAGAGGAUUCACGUAUCGAUAGUUUGUGCUGGUCAUAAUGCUAGUCGUGAUGUCAUCAUCCUCAUCAAAUCUAUCCUCUUCUACCGGAAGAACCCUCUUCAUUUUCACUUCAUCUCCGAUGAGAUGGGCCAGCAGAUCCUCUCCACUCUCUUCAAGACGUGGGAUGUACCUGGAGUCAAAGUGAGCUUCUACCUCGCAGAAAAUUAUAAGAGUCACGUAGAGUGGAUCCCUAACAAGCACUACUCAGGGCUGUAUGGGUUAAUGAAGUUGCUUCUUAUUGAAAUAUUACCAUCAAACAUGGAAAAGACGAUAGUCCUAGACACAGACAUCACCUUUGCCAGUGACAUCGCUGAGCUCUGGGGUCUGUUCCAGAGAAUGACUAGUAAGCAGACUCUGGCCCUGGUAGAGAACCAGAGUGAUUGGUACCUUGGGACUCUCUGGAAGAAACACAAGCCCUGGCCUGCAUUGGGUCGAGGGUUCAACACGGGGGUCAUCUUGCUUGACCUUCAGAAGCUGCGUGACCUCAAGUGGAUGCAGAUGUGGCUGUUGACGGCCGAGAAGGAAUUAAUGAGUCAGUUCUCAACAGCACUAGCAGAUCAGGACAUUAUCAAUGCAGUGAUCAAGCAGCAUCCUUACCUGGUCUAUACCCUUCCCUGUGCUUGGAAUGUGCAGCUCAGUGAUAACACCAGGAGUGAGCUGUGCUAUAAAGAGGUCACCGACCUGAAGGCGAUCCAUUGGAACUCGCCCAAGAAGCUGAGGGUCAAGAACAAGCACGUGGAGUUCUUCCGCAACCUCUACCUGACCUUCCUCGAGUACGACGGCAACCUCCUCCGCAGAGAGCUCUUCGGCUGCACAGACGGCAAAGCUAAUAAUACUCUUCAUGAAAAGUUAAGCAGUCUUGAUGAAGACGACCAGUGUUAUGAAUUUAGAAGAGAGCAGCUUUUAAUGCACAGAACACACCUCUACUAUCUAGACUACCAGCUACCUAAAUUCUUGGACACUGAUGUGACGCUCGUUGCCCAGCUCUCUAUGGACAGACUGCAGAUGCUGGAAGCCAUAUGUAAACACUGGGAAGGUCCCAUAAGUUUAGCUCUGUACAUGUCAGAUGCAGAGGCCCAGCAGUUUAUCCGCUACGCCCUCAGCUCAGAAACCCUGAUGGCAAGAAAAAACAUAGGAUAUCAUGUUGUUUAUAAAGAUGGGCAAUUUUACCCAGUGAAUUACCUGCGUAAUACAGCCAUGAGUCAAGUGAAGACGCCAUACAUGUUCCUCAGUGAUAUAGACUUUCUACCCAUGUAUGGACUAUAUGACUAUCUUAGGAAAGCAAUUGGGAUGCUGGACAUGGCCACAUCCAACAAGGCUUUAAUCGUUCCUGCGUUUGAGACAUUACGCUACCGCCUCAACUUCCCCAAGUCCAAGGCGGACCUGCUUCACAUGCUAGACAUGGGGACUCUCUUCACCUUCCGAUACCACGUCUGGCAGAAGGGCCACGCCCCAACAAACUUCGCCCGCUGGAGGACCGCAACGACCCCCUAUCAGGUCCAAUGGGAGCCAGACUUUGAACCCUAUGUGGUCGUGAAGAAGGACUGUCCCAAAUAUGAUCCUCGGUUCCUGGGCUUUGGUUGGAACAAAGUCUCGCAUGUAAUGACACUGGAUGCCCAAAGCUAUGAUUUUAUUGUGCUUCCCAACGCUUUCAUCAUCCACAUGCCACAUACACCCAGCUUCGACAUUGCCAAAUUCAGGAGCAGUCAACAGUACCGAACGUGCCUGCAAACUUUAAAGGAGGAGUUCCAGAGAGAUAUGUCGAAAACAUACGGCUUUGCCGCUUUGAAAUACGUUGCAGUGGAAACAUGACAGCGUACACUGUGACGACCCUUGUUACACCCCCUUUUCAAUGAAUGGUAUGAACCAGAAACGUUGAAUAUAUUAUGGAAGACUUGAUAGACUACCUUGAGUACUAUGAGGCUUAAGGAAACAAGUGGAGCUCAUGGCACGAUGACCUACGUUUGCCAAGAAUGGAAGCAUUUGUCCUUGAACCAAGCUGCUAUUCUGAUGAUGAAUUCAGGGACCCAUUUCACAAAGCCUUUUUUCAAUGACAAAUGACAAAAAUCAGUGACAAAUCUGCUGAUAACCAAUCAGAAGCAAGGAUUUCAGUAGCUUAUAACAAAAAAUGUCAUUUUUCACUGAUGACAAGUUUUGUGAAACGCCCCCCUGGUGGCUACAGCUCCUGAGAAUGAAGGCAAAGGAGACUGACAAUGUUGGUCUCACAGGCCUUCUGGAAAGUCAUCAGAGAGUUCACAAAGUCGAUGACCUAUGAGACAAAGAACCCUUGAGCCCUAGCCUACGGGGGGACAAGGUUGGUGCCGUUGGCCUUCAGGAGACCUACAGGAAGCCUUUGAGAUUCACAACCCACUAGAAUGACGGGAUCAAUCUCACAGCCGUCCGAAAGUUUUGGAAAGGUUGACAAGACUGGCCCAUGAGACGAAGAGUCCUUGAGCCCUAGCCUAUGGAUGGACAAGGUUUGUGCCAUGGGCCUUCUUAAAAGUCAUUAGAAUGUCCAGGAGACCUACAAGAAGCCUUUGAGAUGAACAACCCACUAGAAUGACAGUGUCAAUCUCACAGCCCUCCAAAAAUUUUCGGAAGGUUUACAAAACUGAUGGCUCACUAGACCAACAGCCAAUGAGACUGAUUUGUCAGUCUAGGAUGUCUUCUGAAAUCAUUUCUGAGGGUUUACUUGACCGAUAUUGCAGGCCUUGUGGGCUGUCGGUCUAUAGGGAUGUCCAGGGGAGUGUUUCACAAAGACUAAGAUCGACUCUAAGUUGGACUUAACUUUGGCAGGCCGUUCAUGCCAAAUGUUUUCUCUCACCAUUUACUG
Molecule: messenger RNA, 3623 nt
Organism: Strongylocentrotus purpuratus (purple sea urchin)
Lineage: Eukaryota; Metazoa; Echinodermata; Echinoidea; Camarodonta; Strongylocentrotidae
Product: LARGE xylosyl- and glucuronyltransferase 1-like
Exons: 20
Coding region: 368-2602 (744 amino acids)
Biological process (GO): protein O-linked glycosylation via mannose
Molecular function (GO): glucuronosyltransferase activity; xylosyltransferase activity
Source: RefSeq, a predicted model, not a curated record